UAGUCGAACUUGAGUAGACAACAAGCCAAGAGAAUGAUCAAGUCCAUUGCUGCGAUAGUCCUGCUGGUGGCUCUGGCCAGUGCCGAGCUGCACCGCGUGCCGAUCCUCAAGGAGGAGAACUUCGUGAAGACGCGCCAGAAUGUCCUGGCCGAGAGGUCCUACCUGCGCACCAAGUACCAGCUGCCCUCCCUCCGCAGCGUGGACGAGGAGCAGCUGUCCAACUCGAUGAACAUGGCCUACUACGGUGCCAUCUCGAUCGGCACUCCCGCCCAGAGCUUCAAGGUGCUCUUCGACUCCGGCUCCUCCAAUCUGUGGGUGCCCUCAAACACCUGCAAGAGCGAUGCCUGCCUGACCCACAGCCAGUACGAUUCCAGCGACAGCUCCACCUACGUGGCCAACGGGGAGAGCUUCUCCAUCCAGUACGGAACUGGCAGCCUCACCGGCUACCUCUCCACCGACACCGUCGACGUGAAUGGCCUGAGUGUCGCCAGCCAGACCUUUGCCGAGUCCACCAACGAGCCGGGCACCAACUUCAACGACGCCAACUUCGACGGCAUCCUGGGCAUGGCCUACGAGGCUCUGGCCGUGGACGGAGUGGCUCCGGUGUUCUACAACAUGGUGUCCCAGGGACUGGUUGACAGCUCCGUGUUCUCCUUCUACCUCGCCCGCGAUGGCACCUCCAGCCAGGGUGGCGAGCUGAUCUUCGGCGGUUCCGACGCGUCCCUGUACUCCGGGGAUCUGACCUAUGUGCCCAUCUCCGAGCAGGGCUACUGGCAGUUCGCCAUGGCCGGUUCAUCCGUCGAGGGCUACUCGCUGUGCGAUGACUGCCAGGCCAUCGCCGAUACGGGCACCUCCCUGAUCGUGGCUCCCUACAACGCCUACGUCACCUUGUCCGAGAUCCUGAAUGUCGGCGAGGAUGGCUAUGUGGACUGCUCCUCCGUUAGCUCCCUGCCCGAUGUCAUCUUCAACAUCGGCGGCACGGACUUCACUCUGACUCCAGCGGCCUACAUCAUCCAGUCGGAGGGCACCUGCAUGUCCGCCUUCCAGUACAUGGGCACCGACUUCUGGAUCCUGGGAGACGUCUUCAUUGGCCAGUACUACACCGAGUUCGAUCUGGGCAACAACCGCAUCGGCUUCGCCCCAGUCGCCUAAGUUACGAUCUUCGAUCUGUGAUCAAUAAAGCAACGAGUACCUUGAA
Molecule: messenger RNA, 1198 nt
Organism: Drosophila rhopaloa
Lineage: Eukaryota; Metazoa; Arthropoda; Insecta; Diptera; Drosophilidae
Gene: Bace
Product: lysosomal aspartic protease
Exons: 1
Coding region: 34-1152 (372 amino acids)
Biological process (GO): cell death; proteolysis
Cellular component (GO): lysosome
Molecular function (GO): aspartic-type endopeptidase activity
Source: RefSeq, a predicted model, not a curated record